AUGUCAAACUGGACCAUCAACUACUCUUCGCUUGCUAAUAAUAAUUCAAGUAAGCUGCCCAGUCCUCGCGGCUUUAAACCUUCCACAUCUCAAAAGCAUUCAAGAUCAGAAAAGGCAGCUCCUGUUCUUGAUAGACACGGUCAAGCAGAAUUAAAAAUGAAAAGAGCUUGGGAUGUAGCAUUAGCACCAGCCAAGUCUAUACCCAUGAGUUUAUUCAUGAUGUACAUGUCAGGAAAUAGUCUACAAAUCUUUUCAGUGGUCAUCACUGCAACUAUGCUCUUUAUUCAACCUAUCAAAGCAAUCAUGUCUGUUCAAGAAACCUUUAGUCGAUUCGAGUCAAAAGAGUCAGACUUGACUCUACCCAAGCUCUCCUUCAUUGGUCUUCAAGUCAUCGUUCUCCUACUUGGUAUCUACAGAGUCAAUUCGAUGGGUUUAUUGCCAAAUACUGCUUCAGAUUGGUUAUCGUUUAUUAAACCAAAGGAAAUACUCGAAUUUGCAGCAUAA
Molecule: messenger RNA, 504 nt
Organism: Rhizopus microsporus ATCC 52813
Lineage: Eukaryota; Fungi; Mucoromycota; Mucoromycetes; Mucorales; Rhizopodaceae
Exons: 3
Coding region: 1-504 (167 amino acids)
Biological process (GO): protein folding in endoplasmic reticulum
Cellular component (GO): EMC complex
Source: RefSeq, a predicted model, not a curated record